This is a messenger RNA of Diceros bicornis minor, 5220 nucleotides long. It is a transcript of the gene LHFPL2, whose product is annotated as LHFPL tetraspan subfamily member 2. The coding region runs from base 671 to 1351 and encodes 226 amino acids. Gene Ontology annotation, cellular component: membrane. Lineage: Eukaryota; Metazoa; Chordata; Mammalia; Perissodactyla; Rhinocerotidae. The record is from RefSeq and is a predicted model, not a curated record. The transcript is spliced from 6 exons.
GCCCCCGCCCCGCUGCCCCCUCCCGGCGUGCUAGCCCCGGAGGCCGAGUCCGCGCUCCCGCCUCCUCCCCCACCGGGACCCUCUCCCCUCCCCGCCCUCGCCCCCUCCCCUCGCCGCCGCCUCCCUCUCGCGCCUCCUCCCUCCCCGGCGGCCGGCGGGCCAGAGACAGAGGUGCUGCGAGGAGGCGUCGCGGGAAGCCCCGGCUUGGGGAGGCUGCGGGCGCGCGGUCGGGGCCGCCGCGCCGGGGCCGGUAAAUUGGGAAGCAGACUCUUGAGUUCACAGUUGGCCUGUGGUUUUUGCAUCUCGUUAAAGAGCACCUCUUCAUACAGGGAUCCUGUUUAUGCAGAGUGGCCCGGGAUAAAGAAGUAGCCAUUGUGCUGGAUGAAGAAUAACAAAUGGUGGCAUUUUUCUGAAGUUGUUCAUUGAGACUUCCCAGCAUUCCUGCAGAUAUAAUAGGUGAGGCCGGCCGGCGCGGGACGACAUGGCAGCAUGACAGCCCGGGACGGCGCCGCCGGAGGCCGCGAGAACGGAGCCCGCGGCUGCGGGGGGGAACGCCCGGGGCGGCCACGUCCUUCCGAGGCCGCCUGAGCGCGUCCCCAGCGGCCUGCUGGGCUCGCUGUGAUUAUUAACCCCGUGGACGCCUGGCUCUUUCUCCGCCUUGAGCAUCAAUAUGUGUCAUGUCAUUGUCACCUGUCGCUCGAUGCUCUGGACCCUCCUGAGUAUUGUGGUGGCGUUCGCCGAGCUCAUCGCCUUCAUGAGCGCCGACUGGCUGAUUGGAAAAGCCAAGACUGCGGGCAGUGCCGAGCCGGCCGAGCAGGGCUCCCCGGGGCCCCACCACCCCACCCUGGGCAUCUACGCGCGCUGCAUCCGCAACCCCGGGGUGCAGCACGUCCCGCGGGAGACGCUGUGCGGGCCCUACGCCGAGAGCUUCGGCGAGAUCGCCAGCGGCUUCUGGCAGGCCACCGCUAUCUUCUUAGCCACGGGCAUCUUCAUCCUCUGCACGGUGGCCUUGGUGUCCGUCUUCACCAUGUGUGUGCAGAGCAUCAUGAAGAAAAGUAUUUUCAACGUCUGCGGGCUGUUGCAAGGAAUUGCAGGCCUGUUCCUGAUCCUUGGUUUGAUCCUCUACCCUGCGGGCUGGGGCUGCCAGAAGGCGAUAAGCUACUGUGGACACUAUGCAUCGGCCUACAAGCCUGGAGACUGCUCCCUGGGCUGGGCCUUCUACACCGCCAUCGGUGGCACAGUCCUCACCUUCAUCUGCGCCGUCUUCUCCGCGCAAGCAGAGAUUGCAACUUCCAGUGACAAAGUGCAGGAAGAAAUCGAAGAGGGGAAAAACCUUAUCUGCCUCCUUUAGUCUGGAAGAGACGUUAAUGCCAUUUUCUUCCUUGUGUAACCUUGUGAAACAGUCCACCUCUGGUUUUGUCAUCUGAGUCAAGUGAAGAACUAGUCUUUACGUACCAGAGCCACAUUCCACAGCCCCGAGCCUUACCAGGACCCACGAGAGGCAACUUCCAGCUGAGCAUAAGGACUGCACGUGAGGGCCGCAGUGCAAAUGAUAAGGGAUGGAACAUGAAAACAGUACAGAAACCCUGACAUGCGGCUGACAAGCUCUGUCAGACUCCAUCUCCCCCAGGGCCCAAUGAAGGAUAAUGAUCUAAAGCAUUAAAGCAGCAGUUUCUCUGGUAACAGAAGAGACUGUUAGCCAGAUUUGCAGGCUGUUUUGAGAAGCGUUUCUGCCACAAGCUUGCAUACCUGUGAGCAUCUCUGCCUGAGGAUGAGGUUUGGGGGUUGGUGUUUUUGUUUCCGUCUAGUUCUUUCACGUUGUCUCAGUUGGAGACUACAGCGCAGACUACACACCUACUGGGGAUAGGAUGUGUGCUAAAGGGCAGAGCAGGACACUGUCUCUUGCUUAGCUGACAAAGGGGUCGGCAGGGACAGUUGGAAUCCUGUUGUGGAACUUAUUCUAGGCUGAAUUCCAGGGUGAGGUGGAUCAAUCGAACUGUCACUCCAAGAUUUUAGAAAUUUGAGUAAAGAAAGAAUAAGGAUCUGUACAAUCAUGAGAAUAAAAGUACAAAAUUCUGCUAGUGAAGACAAAUUCAUUCCACUUUCCAGCAGCCGGGCCAGCGCCAGUACUGGCCCAGUCUCCUCUUCCCCCGGAGAGCACGUGUUCUUCUCCUAGGGUUAGGAUGGUGCUUUGACUGCCAAAGGAAACCUCACUGUUGCCUCGUUCCAGGGACAGAGGUCUCCAAGCCAGCUGUGGCUCAUUCACAUGUUCCCUGGGAGAACUUGCCAGAAUCUCAGCACUUGCGAGGAGACCUUUUCCCACUGUUUGGUAACCAUGCUGUAGUCAGCUGUAUUUCCAACCCCAGCAGCAGCAGAAUGGCAUUCGUUGCAGAAAAAAAGGAGCUAGUCAUGGGAGUGAAGUUUUUCUAGUUACUGGUGUUGAUCCUGAAAGCAGACUGAAAUAACAUUCAGUUGCUGCCACUGGCGAGUUGCAUCAGAGGCUUCAUUCCCAGGAAAGCAGAGUAGAAAGUUAAUGCAAAAAGAAGAGCUAGACCAAGCUCAUAGCACCUGCCUGCACCUGUCUACAAAAAGAAUUGACUACCACUAUUGAAAAGGAUUCAGGGGCUUUUAAUCUAGUUUCUAUAAGUUACCAAUAUAAUUGAUUCAGGAAUGGUAUUAGCCAACACCUCAAAUUUACUCUGGAAUGAUUUAAGUGGCCAGAAAAAACCUAGUCUCUUAUUACCUUGAGCUUCAGAAUUGCAGAAUGAUAUAGAAACACUCCUUAGCAACUUAAGCAAGUAGAGUGGACCUGCCAGACUUCUGGAAGGAUUGAAAGUAUAGGUCUCUUUGGGUUUAUGAAUCUGCUCACUUGAGGACUGGCUUUGUUUUGAAAAUUUAACAAAUAAUUACUACGCACCUUCUCUGGGCAAGGUAUUGUGUUCUCAGUGCCACCAGGCAUAGAACCCUGAUCCAGAUUUUACAACCUUGCCCUGAGGAAUCAUUUUAAAGCUGUGUGAGUCUAACACCAUGCCUUGGUGCAGAACAAAUAAUUGCUUUAUAUAUAGAUGGACUUGCAUUCCUUCCUGGCCUUUGGCCUAUACCAGAAUCAUCUUAUCUCACGGAUGAAGAGCUAAGGGCAGGAGGAAUAGGAGUGCCAAACUAGGCCUUACUGAGUUCACCGUUCUUAGAGCCAAGUUCAGAAUAAGCAAAAUGUAAAUCCUGUGACUUUUUUUGAAAAGAGAAGGGGUAAAUACGCUCCUCAUAGCAGCCUACAGUAAAGGCUCGGGAAAGAGUAACCCCAUCUGUGACACCACACAGAAACAAGUUCCGGCACCACUGGACAGGGCUCCCGUCCCUGACUGUGCGUUUCUGUGCCCUAACCAAGUCCCCAUGCCACCACAGUAACUACUUUUCAUUAAAAAAAAGCAAUUCCCUUCAUCAGGCAAAUAAUCUUGAUAAAGACAAAUUUUUUUAAAAAACUUAUCGAAAGAUUCACCCUACUUUUUUUUCAGUACGAAAUAGAGAACCCAUUAUCUAACACUAAUUUUACGCUCUCACACUCCUUACAGACGAGUCAUAAGCCAGAGGCUCCUCUGAGCGUAUCCACCUUCUUUGCUGCCCGAUGCUUGCUGGCUAAGGUGGUGGCAUAUCCUAGCUCACCCUGACAACAAAAGUCACCAAGGAGAACAUGACCUCUCAGCCAGAAGAAAGUCACUUGACAGUGUUUACUUCAUUAGUCUGAAUGCUGCAGAAGACAAGAAAAAACACAUGCACACACACAAAACCCCAAACCACUAGAAAUGAUGGAAACACUGAUAUAGUAAGCAGAGCAGAGACCGAGUAAAAGGUAACGGCUUUUAAGCCUUCAGUCCAUUAGCCAGGCUUUGGUUGGGAUGAAUGGAACAUCCAGAAUCCUGCUAGUCUAGACCAAAACUGCACAGCUGUUUAAAAACCACUGAAUAUGAGGAAUGUGUGAGAAAUAUGUUAAAACAAUUAGACUGAUUGUUGACCCACACCUAUUUCUCUAAUAAAUUUCUAUCAAUCACCUAAUCGCCUCAGUCUAAAAAUCUAAUAUACCUGGGCCAUUAUACUACCAGAAAAGUCUUAUUUAUUUUUGCUUGUGUCUGUGCUUAAAGUUUUAUGAUGGGCUGUGAUUCUCAACGAACUCCAAGAAGGCAGAAAUCUUCGCCUUGGAGUCUGUGGAUUCUUUAAACCUGUGUACUAAUUCAGCAAUGUUACAUGAAGUGUGUGAGGGUUUUGUAUAGUUUUCAAACAUCUGUGGUGUAAUGAUCUUUGUUAAACAUGUAUUCUGUAAAGUGCCAUAGUCUUUUUUUAUGUGUAGCAUAUUUAAAAUAUAUAUAUGUAUAUUAUACAUACACAAGUCUGUGUGAAAGAUGUGCAAUAACAAAGGUGUAUGUAUGUUUUGUUUUUAGGAAACUGGACAGGAGUCAGAACAGGGAUUGUUUCUGUUUUGGCAAAGGAGAGUUCAACAUUUUUGCCUUCAUGGCCUCGUCAUUAACCCAUGACAAUUUUAAUGCUACACAAACCUAUGUGAAGAAAAGACUGGUAUGAAAUCAUUUUGUCCUGGGUCUAAAUUAAAAUAAUCACUAGAUUUAUGUGAAAGUCAUGCCAGCAAGCAGGCCCAGUUAAUGCUAGUCUUUCAUGUGAAAUGUGAAGCUGCCAGGCUGUCUUUUCUGUUAGUGUGAUAAUUAGUAGCUGGUACAUAAUCACUAAGGAGCUAUUUCUUAACAUGCUUUGAUAGACCAUGUUAAUGCUAGACCACUAUUUAAGGGCUAAUCUCACACCUUCUUAGCCAUAAGAGUCUGGCUUAGAACAGACUUCUCUGUGCAAUAACGUGGCCACUGGAACCCCUGGCCUGCAUUUGUGUUUGGGCAGCAAUGCCUCCCAAGGGCCAAAAGAGUUCAAGGCGCAACUGGGAUUUCUUCUGAGACUGUGGUGCAGCUCCUUCCAAGGCUGGGGGUCAUUAGGUGCUUUGGAGGAACUCAGCACCACUUGCUAUUCAACAGCCACUUGAGCCAAAUAUAAAAUUUUAUUUACCGCUGAUGGACUCAGUUUGAGCCUUCAAAUUUGUGGUUAUCCUAUUAUAUUGUAAACUAAUACAUUGUUUGUCUAGCAUUGAUUAGGUUUCUGUGCAUAUAUAUGUAUUUUCACAUGUCCUCCCCUCCCCAGAUCUGAAUUAAACCAGACUUUGCAAACUCA